Molecule: messenger RNA, 988 nt
Organism: Aspergillus alliaceus
Lineage: Eukaryota; Fungi; Ascomycota; Eurotiomycetes; Eurotiales; Aspergillaceae
Exons: 3
Coding region: 44-988 (314 amino acids)
Source: RefSeq, a predicted model, not a curated record
UGCCAUACAACGUGUAAAAUCUCCCCUAGACCAUUAAAACAAAAUGACCAACCUCACAACAUGCGAGGACAAUCCUUUCCAAGUUCUCAUCACGGAGACAAAUAACGAUGCGGCUGAAUUGCAGUCCCGCUACGAGAACCAUCGAGUGAAUCGAAACACGCAGCAAGCUAGGAAGAUCCUGGCACCGGACUUCGCAGGCUGGAAUCUCGACGAAGUCUUAAUGCGCCUCGAUGGCCCUGCACGGGAAGAGGGAUAUGUCGAUCCUCGCAACUGCCUGGUCAUUUGGGCCCGGCCUACUUCCCCAGUUCGGGAUCUUAUAAAGUUCGUGCAAAAGGCGCUCGGUAGCGUGGCUCCAUCUCUCUGGCUCAUGCCCCCCGAGAACCUGCACAUAACCGUCUUGGAAGUAGCCCAUUCUUUGACCGAGGACCAGAUUGACAGACUUGUCGACACUCUGCAGUCGUCACAAAGCAUAUCCCCUGUAGAGAUAGCGGACUAUUCAUUCUCUCACCGCACGCGCCUUAUUAAGCCUAUGGUCAGCUUUGAUUCUACGGCUAUGGCACUUAGCUUUGUCCCUGCAGCCGGAGAAGCUUCCGAUGCCCGGCGGAGUACUGCAGAUGAUACAUACAGUUAUCAUCAUCUCCGUCGCGACGUGUUUGAUAUGGUUCGGGCGGCUGGUGUACCGGUGGCGUCACGGUAUAUUGCUCCUUCGGCGCAUCUCACCAUUGCUCGGUUCAUCACUCAAGAAGGCUUUGUGAAGCAAGGGGCUGGAUUGGUUGAUGCUAAAAUAGAUCCUGUUAAGGUCAAAGAGUUGACUGAUAAAAUCGAGGAAAUCAACCAAAAGUUACAGGCCGAAUAUUGGCCUGACCAGAACGGGGUCAAGGCUGAGGGCGAGUGGCUUGUUGGCCAAGGACAAGGGCUCAUUAUUCGUAGAGGCCGUCUUUGGUAUGGCGGGGGUGAGGAUGUACAGGUUGGGCAGGGAUAUGCGUGA